Messenger RNA from Prionailurus viverrinus (fishing cat), 2242 nucleotides. RefSeq names its product calcium release activated channel regulator 2B (gene CRACR2B). Lineage: Eukaryota; Metazoa; Chordata; Mammalia; Carnivora; Felidae. The transcript has 10 exons. Bases 752 to 1975 code for a protein of 407 amino acids. Gene Ontology annotation, molecular function: calcium ion binding. The record is from RefSeq and is a predicted model, not a curated record.
CCCGGGCAGGAAGGUCAGGUGCAAGAGAAUGGGGUCUCUCCCCAGGCAGGAAGGUCAGGUGCGAGUCCCGCCCAGCUCCGUCUCCCAGCUCGCCCGCAAGGGGAACCCGAGUCAAGGCUGUGCCCCAAAAGGACAGCUUGGGGACAGGCCGCGGUGGGUGGGGGUGGGGGCUCCUUUGUGCCCCCACCCCACUUGUACACGCCUUACGCCGAGGCAGCGGAUGCACGCACCAUUUUGUAAUAUAUUCCCUGCUAACUGUUGAACCACGGGAAAGACCACAACUGGGGAAGCAUAGGCAGAGUGCCCGCCCCCACUCCUGGCGAUGACCGUUGAAAAUACCUUGCUCUGCCUCCUGCCCGGCUUGGUCCUGCACACACUUUUUGGCGCCUUAAAUCGGGAUCCUCGGGACAGCCCCACCCUCCUCGCCUCGGCCCUGCUCAGGAGGGGUCCCCAAGCCACCGGGGUCAUCUCCGCCCCGACGUGAACUCAGCUCUGCCGGGACAGACGCGGGGGGCGGCGGGGGGCCGCACGCGGGGGCCGGGCAAGGAGUAGGCGGCCGGGGCCGCGCGGAGAGGCGGAGACACGGCGACAGUGGCGGCGGCGGCUCCGCCCGGGGCCGCCCACGCCGGGGUCUCCGUUUCCCGCGGGGCAGCAGCAGCCGCUCCGCGCCCGCGCCCCCCGCGCGCCGCCGCCUUCCCGGAGGAGCCGCGGGGCCUCGCGGCAGGUGCGGCGGCGCAGCUCGCAGCACGUGAUGGCCGAGACCCCCACUCCCAUGGCCAGGCCCGGGAAGCCCGGGGCCGGGGAGGACCGGCAGGAGGAAGGAGAGGAAGAAGGGGGCUCCGGGAGGCCACGGGCAGAGACGCUGGAGCAGGCCCAGGAGCUGUUUCUGCUGUGUGACAAAGACGCCAAGGGCUUCCUCACACGGCAUGACCUGCAGGGCCUGCAGAACGACGUGCCCCUCACACCGGAGCAGCUAGAGGCUGUGUUCGAGAGCCUGGAUCAGGCCGGCACCGGCUUCCUCACCGCUUGGGAGUUCUGCCUCGGCCUGGGGAAGUUUGUGGGGGUGGAGUCAGCCCAGAGCACACCGCCCUCCCAGGCUCCAGAGGAAACCUUCGAGUCGGGCUGGUCAGAUGUGCAGGGCACUGGGGGCUCCCUGGAAGAAGAGGAGGAGGAGAGAUUCCGGGAAGCGCUGGAGCAGCUGGGGGUGGCCCCAGUCCUGGGCCAGCAGCGAGCGGUGCGGACAUUCUGGACCCGAUUGCAGCGCGAGCGACCCGAGCUGCUGGGCUCCUUCGAGGACGUUCUGGUGCGCGCCUCGGCCUGCCUGGAGGAGGCAGCCCGAGAGCGGGACGGUCUGGAGCAGGCGCUGCGGCGGCGGGAAAGCGAGCACCAGAGGGAGGUGCGGUGUCUGUACGAGGAGACGGAGCAGCAGCUUCGCGAGCAGCGCCAGCGUCUCCGGAGUCAGGACCUUCCCCGGGAGGAGCGCACAGGCCUCCUGGAGCUGGAGCUGCAGGACCGCGAGCAGGAGCUGGAGCGGGCAGGCCUGCGGCAGCGGGAGCUGGAACAGCAGCUGCAGGCCCGGGCCAGCGAGCAGCUGGAGGUGCAGGCGCAGAACGCCCAGCUGUGGCUAGCCAACGAGGCGCUACGAACGCAGCUGGAGGGGACGCAGGAGCAGCUCCACAGGCUGGAGGGCGACUUGCGGAGCCGCCAGGAGCAAGCCCUACGAGAUGUGGUCGCUGUGUCGAGGAACAUGCAAAAGGAGAAGCUCAGCCUCCUGCGGCAACUGGGACUCCUCAGGGAGCUGAAUGCGAGGCUACGGGAUGAGAGGGAUGCCUGCGAGGCCAAGCGGUUAGCCAGCGGUCGAAGGAAAGCUCUGGCCAUGGCUCGCAUGCCGGGCCCCACCUGCUGCUGUUGCUGCUGCUGCAGCUGGGCUCGCCCCCCAAGAUGUGGCUCUGGCCACCUUCCCAGUGCCCGCUGACCAUCCCCCAGAGACUCACUGGGCAUCCCUCGGAGAGGCCGCCCCUCGAAGGCGAGGCGUCAUGGCCCAUCCAGCAUUCAGGCUCUGCUCCAGGCACUGCAGGCCUGCCUGCAUGCAGACAUGAAGGAGCUACCCAGGGAGUGGUGGGGCGGGUCGGAGUCUCACGUGCCCCCCUGCGGGGCCUCAUCCUGUCCCAUCCCAUCAAAUCCAUCUCUGACCAGCAGAAAAACUCCCUCCUCCUAAUAAAGUCCAUUGACUGCACUGUGA